Molecule: messenger RNA, 2115 nt
Organism: Acaromyces ingoldii
Lineage: Eukaryota; Fungi; Basidiomycota; Exobasidiomycetes; Exobasidiales; Cryptobasidiaceae
Exons: 5
Coding region: 216-2000 (594 amino acids)
Biological process (GO): monoatomic cation transport
Cellular component (GO): plasma membrane
Molecular function (GO): monoatomic cation transmembrane transporter activity
Source: RefSeq, a predicted model, not a curated record
CUCUCGUCCGUCUUGAGUCGCUUGCGCGCUCUCUCUCUAUCCACCCCCUUCUUUCGCCUUUUUUCCGAACGCGCCCCUCACCCGCUCCCGAGGGCCCGAGCUUGACAGGGUAUACACGUCCUGUCUGUUUCUUAUUUCCAGUCCUCUCGACCUUUGCGCCGCGACUGGCAGCACGCUGCAGAGUCGCUCCAGCAGGGGUUGAGCCACCGCGACAGAUGCGCGGCGAUACGAGUCCUGCCGACGGCGACAAGCUCGGGCGGGAGGCCCCAAUACCGAGGCAGCUGCAGCAGGUCCAGGACGACGACCUAGACCCGGACUCGGUCAAGAGGCAUGAAGAGGACGACGACGACGACGAUGAUGCUGACGAGGGCCGCGACGAAGAGGUCGCAGGUCUUGUGCCGAGACUGUCGGACGAAGAGGAGCGCUCGGCGAGACGGGCGAGAAAUGAGGGCGGGGCCAAGCUCGGCAGGGCCACAACGACGUACAGGGAGGGAGAUGACGACUACGACGACGAAGACCAUCUCAAUCACGUAGAGGAUGGCGGCGGCUCAAGGUCGCCAUUCGCGGAUCGGAGAGAGCAGAGGGCUAGACGAAGAAAGCCAGCAGGCGUCCUAGCUACGAUUUGGGCCAUCGCAAGAGAGGCGUUGCCAACGCUGGCCAUCUCGGUCCUGAGCCUCGUCUUUUCUGGCGAGCUUCUGAUCCACCUGGCACGCUGGCCAGUCUUUGUCAAAGUCGACAAGCUCUUCAUCCUGGUGCCCAUCCUCCUCAAUCUCAAGGGCAACCUCGAGGGCAACCUAUCGCUGCGCAUGUCCACCUCGGCCAACAUCGGCGAGCUUGAUAUUCGCAGGACCCGCGAGACGCUCAUCUUUGGCAACCUCGCCCUGCUUCAGGUCCAGGCACUCAUCGUCUCGCUCUUUGCCGGCAUCCUCGCCUCUGUCCUGGGAGUCAUUGGAGGCCUGGGCGGCGCUUCCGAAGGCCCCAAGACGGCCCAGCGCCGUGGGUUCGGUGCUCUGUUGACCAAGCGGAGGGUGAUCCACCACCAUCCUGCGCCGUCGGACCCUUCGAUGCGGCUCCGUAACAGCUACUUUGAGUUUGUCCUCGUCAUUGCCACGGGCAUGCUGGCUGCCUCCAUGUCGUCGGCCAUUCUCGGCAGCUUCAUGUGUGCGCUCGUCGUCGUCACGCGCCAGCUGGGUGGCAACCCCGACAACAUCGCUUCGCCCCUCGCCGGAUCCCUGGGCGACCUCCUCACGCUGACCAUCCUGGGCCUUCUCGGCUCGUUCCUCGUCCGCUUCGAGGGCACCAUCCUGGCCACCCUCAUCCUCCUUGCUCUCGCGGCCGCCUGCGCCUGCUGCUUCUUCUUGGCCUACCGCAACGCCUACGUGCGAGAGCUCCUCUCCUCGGGCUGGAUCCCCCUCGUCGUGGCCAUGUUCAUCAGCUCUGGCGCUGGCCUCGUCCUCGACGCCUUUGUCCAGCGCUAUGAAGGCUUUGCGCUGCUCGUGCCUGUUGCGACCGGUCUCCCAGGCGCCUGUUCGGCCAUCUUCGUCAGUCGAAUCAGCACGGCACUCCAUUCCGGCAAGGGCGUUUCUUCGUCGCUCUCCCACUCCUCUUCCUCGACGCUGAUCUCGGCACUUCGAGACAUUCUGAAACUCGGCCCCACCGAGGGCUGGAUCGUUCCCGCCACGCUUUUCACCAUCGGAGCUGGCAUCGAGGUCCUUUUCCUCGUUCUCGUCUGGGUCACUGGACAGAUGUCGUUUGGCUGGCCCUUUGCCAUCACCUUUGUCAUCACAUCGGGCCUCAUUGUCGCGGCCUCUCUCUACAUUUCGCACCUAAUCACCCUCUUCCUCUGGUCCCGCGACUAUGAUCCAGACAUCUACUGCUUGCCCUAUGUGACUUCGCUGAUCGAUGUCAUUGGGCAAAUCCUUCUAGUCGUUGCCUUUGCUACCGCCACUGUUCUUGGCGAUCAAAUCACGGCAGCUGUCAAUGAUCACCAGAAGCCGUAGACUACUCGCACGAUCCUUGUAAUAUCUUUCUCCUUCUCUCGCAUCCAGAUAUCUGGUCCUCUCAUCGCAAUUUCGUAGCAGCAUAGAGAAAAUGAAAAAGAGAAAUCUACAGACA